This is a messenger RNA of Oncorhynchus keta (chum salmon), 3413 nucleotides long. Its product is annotated as pannexin-1-like. The coding region runs from base 412 to 1806 and encodes 464 amino acids. Gene Ontology annotation, molecular function: channel activity. The transcript is spliced from 8 exons. Gene Ontology annotation, biological process: monoatomic cation transport; positive regulation of interleukin-1 production. Lineage: Eukaryota; Metazoa; Chordata; Actinopteri; Salmoniformes; Salmonidae. The record is from RefSeq and is a predicted model, not a curated record.
GUAUACCUUAUUUCCGGAAUCCUUGGGACGUCUUACAUACACAGUCUACGCGACGGCCCUACCCCCUCCCAGACAGGAUAUACAACUCUCGCAUUUAAAUUGGUUCACAGCAAUUGCUUUGUUGUGCACCACCAAAGAUUUUACAGCACAGGUAGCUAAUUUCAACCAGAAAGUGUAUUUUGCUAGGUCAAUUCACAGCAUGUCUUGAUUUGUUGUUGGGCCAAGCGUACAGUACACGUGCCACACUCAUUACAUUAAUUUUACCCGUGGCUUAGCUGUUGUCAACAUUUCAAUUGUGAGUCUUUCAGUUUCAACUGCAGUGUUGUCAUUUCGAGCUCGCGAGGGACGAGGGUAAACUAGUUUAGAAAAGUAAGUGGGUCGAUCUCUGCAAAGUAGACAACAGAGCCAGAGAUGGCUAUCGCCCACGUCGCUACAGAGUAUGUGUUUAGCGAUUUCCUCCUGAAGGAGCCGGGUCAGUCAAGGUACCGCGCCGUGCGCACUGAGCUAGCCAUGGACAAGAUGGUGACGUGCGUGGCGGUGGGACUCCCUCUCCUCCUUAUCUCUCUAGCCUUCGCCCAGGAGGUCUCUGUGGGUGUUCAGAUCAGCUGUUUCCCUCCAGCUAACUUUUCCUGGCGUCAGGCCAUGUAUGUAGACUCCUACUGCUGGGCAGCCCUACACACUCACACACUACCCUUAUGGCUACACAAGUUCUUCCCCUAUAUCCUGCUGCUGGUAGCAGUAAUUAUGUAUAGUCCAGCGGUGUUCUGGCGUUUCUCUGCCUCUCCUCUGCUUCAGUCAGACCUCAGCUUCAUCAUAGAAGAGCUCGACCGCUGCUACAACCGUGCUGUCACUCUGGCUAAACGCAUGGCCACUGCUGGGGAACACACAGACAGUGGUGCGUCCGACCCUACUGAGGGCUGUUUCAUGUACCCGGUGGUGGAGCAGUAUCUGCUGACCAAGAGGAGGAGUGUCGUGGUGUUGUGGCGCUACCUGCUGUGUCGAGGCCUCAACCUGCUCACCUUGCUUCUGGCCUGUGUCUACCUGGGCUACUACCUCCGCCUUGCCUCCCUCACUGACCAGUUCGGCUGUUCCCUGCGCACCGGACUCCUGGCCAAUGACACCUCAAUCCCCGACCAAUUACAGUGCAAGCUGGUCGCCGUGGGAGUAUUCACUUUGCUAAGCUUUGUUAACCUGCUGGUGUACGCCAUGCUGGUUCCCGUGGUGAUAUACUCUGCUCUGCGCCCCUUCUUUCAAUCACACACCCAUUUCCUGAAGUCCUACCAAUCACUGCCCACCAUCAGUGUUCUGCCCCUCCCGCAGGGCCAAUGGGAUGACCUGACGCUUUACUUCCUCUUCCUGGAAGAAAACCUCAGCGAGCUCAAGUCCUACAAGUACAUGAAGGUGUUGGAGUUGUUGAGGAGGAGGGGGGUGUGUGAGGGGGAGGACUUUGACGCCAUGGGACUGCUUCAGAUGCUAUGUCUGGUGAAGACUGAUGUCACGGACGGAAAGAGGAGCACCGCAGCUACCUUCAAUGCUAGUGACAAAACGACCAAUGCAAAUGCUAGCCUUGAUGCUAAAGCUAAUGAUAACCAUAUUGCUAAAGUCAGCCAUAUUUCUAAUGCUAACCCUGCUGCUGGGGAGGCUAGUAGCAAGGCCCCAACCCCCAGCCCAGCGUCCCCAGACUCAUGCCAAAGCCAGACCAGUGCCACUGAAAUGACAGAAUUCUCUGCUUUGUUGCCAGGCAACAGUGCAAUGACAGGCGGAAAGCGGAGUGACGAGGGGGCGGUCCGACAGCGAAUUAUCUGAUCGUUGCCAUGAAGCAACAGCCCCAGUGGGUUGUGGGACACUAGAAACCAGAGGUUAUAAUACCCAGAGAUCCAACAAGCCUUUAUCUAACCGACUAAGGUGAACCAGAGAUGUCUUUAUGUCAAUGGGACAGAGUUGUAUUCAAAUCAAUCUUUAUUUUCCACAUGUGCCGAAUACAACAAGUGUAGACUUUAUCAUGAAAUGCUUACUUACAGUUGAAGUCGGAAGUUUACAUACACCUUAGUCAAAUACAUUUAAACUCAGUUUUUCACAAUUCCUGACAUUUAAUCCUAGUAAACAUUCCCUGUCAUGUGUCAGUUUGCAUCACCACUUUAUUUUAAGAAUGUGUAAUGUCAGAAUAAUAGUAGAGAAUGAUUUCAGCUUUUAUUUCUUUCAUCACAUUCCCAGUGGGUCAGAAGUUUACAUCCACUCAAUUGGUAUUUGAUGGCAUUGCCUUUUAAAUUGUGUAUUUGGGUCAAACGUUUCGGGUAGCCUUCCACGAGCUUCGCACAAUAAGUUGGGUGAAUUUUGGCCCAGUCGUCCUGACGGAGCUGGUGUAACGGAGUCCGGUUUGUAGGCCUCCUUGCUCGCACACACCUUUUCAGUUCUGCCCACUCAUUUUCUAUAGGAUUGAGGUCAGGGCUUUUUGAUGGCCACUCCAAUACCUUGACUUGGGUGUCCUUAAGCUAGGAUGGUGUUCUUCAGCUUGCAAGCGUCCCCCUUUUCCUCCAAACAAAGUAUGUUCAUUAUGGCAAAACAGUUAUAUUUUUGUUUCAUCAGACCAGAGAACAUUUCUCCAGAAAGUAAUCUGGCUUUACGGUGGUUUUGGAGCAGUGGCUUCUUCCUUGCUGAGCGGCCUUUCAGGUUGUCGAUUUAUAGGACUCGUUAUACUGUGGAUAAAGAUACUUUUGUACCCGUUUCCUCCAGCAUCUUCACAAGGUCCUUUGCUGUUGUUCUGGAAUUGAUUUGCACUCUUCACAAGUACGUUCAUCUCUAGGAGACAGAACGCAUCUCCUUCCUGAGCGGUAUGACGGCUGCGUGGUUCCAUGGUGUUUAUACUCGCAUACUAUUGUUUGCACAGAUGAAUGUGAUACCUUCAUGCGAUAGUUAAUUGCUCCCAAGGAUGAGCCAGACUUGUGGAGCAAAACAUUUUUUUUCUGAGGUCUUGGCUGAUUUCUUGAUUUAUCCCAUGAUGUCAAGCAAAGAGGCACUGAGUUUGAUGGUAGGCCUUGAAAUACAUCCACAGGUACACCUCUAAUUGACUCAAAUUAUGUCAAUUAGCCUAGCCAAGAUGUUUAAAGGCAGUCAACUUAGUGUAUGUAAACUUCUGACCCACUGGAAUUGUGAUUUAUUUCGCUGUGUCUAUAAGCAAUUGUUGGAAAACGUCCUGUGUCAUGGAAUUGUGAUAGAGUGAAUUAUAAGUGAAUUGUGUCAUGCACAAAGUAGAUGUCCUGACUGAUUUGCCAAAACUAUAGUUUGUUAACAAGAAAUUUGUGGAGUGGUUAAAAAAUUAGUUAUAAUGACUCAACCUAUGUGUAUGUAAACUUCUGACUUCAACUGUAUUCACAUUUAUUACUCUAAAUACACGUGGAACUGCGUGAAAAUCA